AUUAUUUUUGUUCUGGGUAGUCCCGUACAGUCCUGCCGUCGGCUGCCCCUCACGCCUUGCUUGGAUUUUGGCUACUUUUGGAGUUAAGCCGCUUCUCUCCCUUUUUCCUGCAAAAUUUGGAGUUAGCCACAAAUUGAGAGAGCAAAGGGGCCCACAGGACAGUCUGAAAGAAAGCGCACAGCCACAAUCCAUUCAGGAUGUCAGGAUCCUUGCAAGUGCAGCAGGAGCAGCGGGACCUCGAGACGCACUAUGAAAGCAGCUACCACCGAAGCUCGCUGUCCUCCGUCAGCCACCAUUCCUAUACUUCUCACGUGAGCAGCAAGGGGGUGAAGACUACGAGGAAGAAGCAGGAGAAGAAACUGAGCACCCUCUCCAAAAAAGACAAGCGGGCCCGCCUGGCAGUGGACAAAGAGGACGAGGUCAUUGGAUACGUGGUUCCGGUCUUUAGAAGCAGUCAUUUAGCCACUCAGGAGCUGAUGGAGAGCCAGGAGGAGGUGAAGGAGGAGGGCGUGGGUUACGUGGUGAUGAGGAACCUCUUCUCCAGAGAUACUGAUUACCAGCUCAGAGUGGAGAAGAAGACCCAUAGCAGGAGUAUGAGGGAAUCAGCUGAACGCCUGGCCCUGGGCAAGAAGAUACAAGAGAAGCAGGAGUUUCAGAAGAAGAUGAACCAGGACAGCCUGACCCACCCUCCCGAGUUCACAGUGAAGCCGCGUGGUCAGACAGUGUGGGAGGGCAAGAGUGUGACACUGCACUGCACUGCGGCCGGCUGGCCCAAACCACGUGUGGCCUGGUACAAAAACAACGUGCUCAUUGAUGCCAAGGCUCACCCGGAGAAGUACACUACCGAGAGCAAUUACAACAUUCACUCCCUGGAGAUCAAGAAGUGUGAUUUCAGUGACACUGCCGAGUACCGCAUCUCAGCUCUUAAUGUGAAGGGAGAGAGCUCUGCCUUUGCCUCGAUCAUUGUUAAAAGAUUUAAAGAUGAAGAAGUUACUGAAAGACCACAUGGCUACAGUCCCGAAUAUGGUGUCACUUUCAGGACCACUAUUAUUGAUAAGUUUGAAGUUGCCUUUGGCCGAGAAGGAGAGACUAUGAGCUUGGGCUGCACUGUUGUCAUCUAUCCGACUGUCAAGCGCUACCAGCCUGAGGUGCUCUGGUACAGGGAUGGUGUCCUCCUGACUCCCUCUAAGUGGGUGCACAUGCACUGGAGUGGGGAUCGGGCCACUCUGACGCUGGUCCACCUCAACAAAGAGGACGAAGGGCUCUACACCCUGCGCAUCAACACCAAGUCCGGCUUUGACUCUCACUCCGCCUAUGUGUUCGUCAGAGAUUCUGAUGUGGAGGUGGAGGGGGUUCCUGUUGCUCCGCUUGAUGUUCGGUGCCAUGAUGCUAAUAAGGAUUAUGUGGUGGUCACCUGGACCCAGCCUGCAGUUGAGGGUAGCAGCUCCAUCCUGGGCUACUUUAUAGACAGGUGUGAGGUUGGCACCCACCAUUGGGCCCAGUGCAACGACACCCCAGUGAAGUAUGCCCGCUUUCCUGUCACCGGGCUCAUUGAGGGGCGCUCCUACAUCUUCCGGGUGAGGGCCCUCAACAAGGCUGGAGUGAGCCACCCCUCACGAGUCUCUGACCCUGUAGUGGCCAUGGACCCCUCUGACCGGGCCCGCCUGAGAGCUGGUCCUUCUGCUCCAUGGACUGGUAUGAUCAAAUUUACUGAGGAAGACCCCACAGUGGGUGUAAUACCUGGGGCUCCUACUGACCUGGCAGUGACCGAGGCCACCAAGAGCUAUGUGGUGCUCAGCUGGAAGCCCCCUGUGCAGAGAGGACAUGAGGGGCUCAUGUACUAUGUGGAGAAGUGUUUGGUUGGCACAGAGACGUGGCAGAGGGUGAACACUGGCAUGCCAGUUAAGUCUCCUCGUUUUGCCCUGUUUGACCUGGCUGAGGGUAAAUCCUACAACUUCCGUGUGCGCUCCUGCAACUCUGCGGGAGUUGGAGAGCCAUCUGAGGAAACUGGGGCCACUACUGUGGGAGACAAGCUGGACUUACCCUCAGCCCCAGGGUCAGUUGUGGCCAUCAGGAACACAGCCUCAUCUGUUGUGGUGACCUGGGGUGUCUCCAGGGAGGCCAGGAAUCUGCAUUACUACAUUGAGGUCAGCGUGGUGGGGAGCAAUGUGUGGGUGCCUUGCAACAACAAGCCAGUGAAAGGAUCCAGGUUUGUGUGUCAUGGGCUGAACACUGACGAUAACUGCGUGUUCAGAGUGAAGGCAGUGAAUGCUGCAGGCUACAGCACUUACUCCGCCGAGUCUGAGGCCUGCGUUGUGAAACCAAGCAUUAAGGUCCCCUCACCUCCCUCUGCUGUGACUCUGCUGGAGCGUGUGCGUGACUACAUGGUGGUGGGCUGGAAGGCUCCUGCUAAGACUGGGGGAGCCGACAUCAGGGGGUACUACCUGGACUACAGGACCGUUAAAGGAAACGUCAAGAGCAAGUGGCAUGAGAUUAACCUAAAGGCCGUCACUGACACUACUUACAAGGUAGAGAACUUGAAGGAGAACACUUUCUACGAGUUCCAGGUGCGUGCAGUUAACCAGACUGGUAUUAGCGAGGGUUCUGUUCCCAGUGUUGCCUUUGAAUGCAAAGAGUGGACCGUUGCAGUGCCAGGGCCUGCUCAUGGCCUUCAUGUGCUGGAGGUGCGGAAGAACUCCAUGGUGCUGCUGUGGGAACCGCCCACAUUCAACGGUCGUAGUCCUGUCACUGGGUACUAUGUGGACAUCAAAGAAGAGAAGGGAAAAUGGAGAGGCGUUCAGGAAAGGUCGACCAAGAAUACCUACCUGAAGAUAUGUGGGCUGAAGGAAGGUGCCUCCUAUCAGUUGCGUGUACAUGCUAAGAAUAUAGUCGGUGUCGGUGGACCUUCACAAACCUUAGGCCCUCUUGUUGCUCAGACCCGGCCAGGCACUAACGAGAUUGUGGUGGAUGUGGAUGACAAUGGCGUGAUCUCCAUGAUCUUUGAGUGCUCACAGAUGGCUGAAGGUUCUCAGUUUGUGUGGUCCAAGAACUACAAGGCCCUCACUGAUGCCUCCCGUCUCACUGUUGAAACAGUUGGGGGAAAAUCCAGAGCCAUCUUUAAUGACCCCUCAUUGGAGGACCUGGGUACCUAUUCUUGUGUGAUUUCCAACACUGACGGAGUUUCUGCCAGCUACACUCUGACAGAGGAGGGUCUGAAACGCUUGUUGGAAAUUAGCCAUGAACAUCAAUACCCCAUUAUUCCCUUCACUUCCGAAAUGGCCGUCGAGCUUCAGGAGAAAGGACGUGUGCGUUUCUGGACCCAAGUCGCCAAGUUUACUGCAAACUGCCAAGUGCAGUAUGUCUUCAAUGACAACAUCAUUACUCAAGGAAAGAAAUACACAAUGAACUUUGACAAGAGCACCGGCAUUAUCGAGAUGUUCAUGGACUCCCUGGAAGUCACUGACGAAGGAACCUUCACAUUUAACCUUGUUGAUGGCAAAGCAACUGGUCGGACCAGCUUGGUACUUAUUGGUGCAGAAUUUGCUGAGAUUCAGAAGAAGUCUCAGUUUGAGAGAGCUGAGUGGGUCAGAAAACAAGGCCCUCACUUUGUGGAGUACUUGAGUUUCGAGGUCACACCAGAAUGUGAUGUAUAUCUGAAAUGCAAGGUAGGAAAUAUCAGGGCUGACACUGAGAUAGCCUGGUUUAAGGACGGAAUUGAGAUUGAGGAGGGCGAUGAGGACGCUCAAAAGAUUGGCAUUGCCCAAGGAGUGCUAUCCUUCAACAUUGGCAAGCUUGUAAUUAAGAGCGAAAAAGAAGAAAAAAAGAAACCUGCUAAACCUGCUGCCGAAGAAACCCCAAGAAAACCAAAACUUUCAAAGAAGGAUGCAGGUGUCUAUGAAGUCGAACUGAGUGAUGAGAGAGGAAGGGAUAAGACUUUGCUGAAUCUGACAGAUGCAUGUUAUCAGGCUGUGCUGAAUGAAAUGUUCAGAGUUAUAGCCAACUCUUCCACCGAAUUGAAAGUUGAGAGCACAGAGCAUGGCAUAAUACUCUACACAAAUGUUGUGCACUGCACUGAGGAGCUCCGUGUCAGCUGGCUUCACAAAGAUUCAAAGAUAUCGCACUCAGACCGUGUGCAGUGUGGAGUAACAGGAGAGCAGCUGUGGCUGAAAAUCAAGGAGCCCACAGACAAGGACAAGGGCAAAUACGCCAUCGACAUCUUCGAUGGCUCUGCAGGAGUCAAGAGGGUUCUUGACCUUACUGGACAAGUAUGGGAGGAGGCCUAUGCAGAGUUCCAGAGGCUGAAGGCGGCAGCCAUCGCGGAGAGAAACAGAGCACGUGUGGUGGGAGGCCUGCCAGAUGUGGUCACUAUCCAGGAGGGCAAGUCUUUGAACCUCACUGGCAAUGUAUGGGGUGACCCUGUUCCUGAAGUCAGCUGGACGAAGAAUGACAAGGAGCUGCUGCCUGACGAGCACUACACGCUCAAGUUUGAGCAUGGCAAGUUCGCCAGCAUAACCAUCGCGGCCGUCAGCACAGCCGACUCGGGCAAAUACGCCCUGGUGGUGAAGAACAAGUACGGCAAGGAAGCCGGCGAGUUCACGGUCAGCGUCUACAUCCCAGAGGAUGAGGCUGAGAAGAAAGACUAGAGGAAGAUGAAGAUAUGAAGAUUAGGGGGAUAGAGAAUCCUGAAUAUGACCACUUCACAUCCCACAGCAUUUUACUCCAAAGCAUGUUCAGCCACCCAGAAACAGUAAAGACCAGGAUGCCUGCCAGUUUGUAACAAGUAACUUCAGUAAAAUUGUGCAUAUUUAGCCUGCUCUUUUAGCCUGUUCAUCUAGACUGGCACAAGUUGUUGUAAAACUCUUACAUUGAAAUAAUCAUAAUGCAGCAUUACUGCAGCUGUUUUUGGAUCAAACUUCAUGAAAAUCAAGAGGUGAACAUGAUUUGAAUUAAAAUGCUUUGAAUGUUGCCUUACUUAUUUACAUAUAAACUGGGAUUCUUUAGUGCAAAAUUA
This is a messenger RNA of Colossoma macropomum (tambaqui), 5011 nucleotides long. It is a transcript of the gene myom1a, whose product is annotated as myomesin 1a (skelemin). The record is from RefSeq and is a predicted model, not a curated record. The transcript is spliced from 38 exons. Bases 198 to 4643 code for a protein of 1481 amino acids. Gene Ontology annotation, molecular function: protein binding. Lineage: Eukaryota; Metazoa; Chordata; Actinopteri; Characiformes; Serrasalmidae.